AUGUCCACACAACACCCACAACAACACCAGCAGCCGCCUCUCCACGUGGCCGAAGCGCCCCUAGACGAGACCGUACUGGUCGUACCUGUUGCCGAUGCCGUUGCCGUUGCCAGUGCAGAUCCCUCGGCUGCUGCUCCAUCCAAGCAACAUGGCAAUAUACACGCCUCAGCCAAACCCCCGGCUUUGCCUUUGGGUUCGGCUGUAGACAUGAACCACAUAUUCGACUUUUGGCCUGUUCCUAGUGUCGUGCUCUCGCCCGCCUGUCGAAUCACACAAGCCUCAGCACGCUUCCUCGAGGCUUGGCAUACUACUGUGCAAGAUUGUGUUGGUGUGGACUUGGUCUCGCUGCUCACCACCAAAUCGGGCGAGGGCAGUGCAAAUGUUAUUGUAGCCGCCAUCGACCAGGCCAUCGUCUCCCGUGCCGAGCGCACGAGUACCGCCAUUAUAGUUGGAGCAACCUCUUCGUGGGCUGCUCGAAUUAUACCCGUUUUCAAGGGUGACGAGUUGCUGUCUGUGGUGCUUGAGUGGCAGGAGACUCCUUAUGAUCCUUCACUGACCGUUGUCGGGGAGCAAACCAAGAUUGCCCUUUCCACCAAUGAGGCUUUCCGAAUCCUUGUUCAGGCUGUUAAGGACUACGCGAUCUUCCUCCUUGAUACUAAGGGUAAUGUUGCCACCUGGAACACCGGCGCCGAGGUGAACAAGGGCUACACCCGGGAUGAAAUCGUCGGCAAGCACUUUUCUAUCUUCUACGGCAAGGAGGAUCUCGAGAUUAGGAAGCCCGAGAUGGAACUGGAGAUUUGUUUGCGCGAGGGGAGGGUCGAGGACGAGGGCUGGCGCUACCGCAAGGACGGCACUAGGUUCUGGGCAAAUGUCAUCAUCACUGCUAUCUACAAAGACGGUGUCCACGUUGGCUUCGGCAAGGUGACACGCGACCUGACGGAAAGGAAAGCUGCCGAGUCUCGUCUCAUCGCCGCUUAUGAGGAGAGUGAGAAACUCAAGUCAGACUUUCUCGCCAACAUGAGUCACGAAAUAAGAACGCCCAUGCACGGUAUGCUCUCGGCGUGUACACUGCUUCUGGAUACACCCUUGACCGAAAAGCAACGAGAUAUCGCCAACAUCAUGGACGAAUCAGGGCAGGUUCUCUUACAGGUCAUCAACGAUAUUCUCGACUAUUCUAAACUUGCGUCCGGCAGUUUCUCCAUCAACUCAGACAUCGUUGGCGUUGCUAGUAUCAUCGCAUCAGUUGUACGCAGUGUCCAGCCAUUCCUGCAACCCGAUGUACACUUGGAACUCUUCCUAGCUUCAGAUCUGCCCAAGUCGGCCCAAGGGGAUCCUCUUCGCUUUCGACAAAUUGUUCAAAAUAUCGUCGGCAACGCCGCAAAGUUUACUGAAAAGGGAACUAUUCGUGUACACGCCACACUGCUUGAUGAGACUGCAGAGAGCUACACCAUUAAGACCGAGGUGUCCGACACCGGAAUUGGGAUUCCAGCAACAGCUGCCAAAGGGCUCUUUACGCCCUUCACUCAGUUCGAUACUACGACGACGAAGCGGUACAAGGGCACCGGUCUUGGCCUUUCGAUUGCGAAAUCGCUCACAGAGCUCAUGGGCGGUCAAGUCGGGUACUGCCCAAACCCGGAACGGCACGGAAGUAUCUUCUGGUUCACAGUUACCUUCAAAAAGAUCAAGAGCCUUGAUCAGUUCCAUGGCUGGAAACGCCAGGUCGGCUACAGACUCUCUGCAAGCUCGUCACCAGAUAUAGCAGACCCGCAAGUCAGGCUAGCCGAGGCGGCUCCGACGACGAGCCUCCUGAUAGUCGAGGACAAUGUGAUAAAUCAAAAGGUAAUGCUCGGCAUGUUGCGCUCUGUUGGGUUUAAACAGAUCGAGGUUGCGUCAAAUGGCGCCGAGGCCGUGUCUAUGGUGAGGGCUAAACCUGCAGCAUAUGACCUUGUCUUAAUGGACAUCAACAUGCCAAUCGUUGACGGGUACGAAGCUACGGCACAAAUCCGAGAGUGCGGCAUUCGCGUGCCCAUUAUAGCCAUGACUGCAUAUGCCCUAAAGGGCGAUCGAGAACGUUGCCUUGAAAGUGGUAUGGACGACUACGUCCCGAAGCCGAUCGACAGGAAACAUCUUUUAAGGACAUUGGUUAAAUGGCUCCUCGAUACCAGGGAUUACAGAAAUCCCAACGGCGAUGAUUUGCUGGCAAGAUCGACACAAGAGCCAGGUUUACAGUCACCUACUUCCAGUGCGGAUCGUGAGCCAGCAGGUACCAGAAGAUCUGCAACAAGCAACUGA
This is a messenger RNA of Phaeoacremonium minimum UCRPA7, 2292 nucleotides long. Its product is annotated as putative histidine kinase protein. Gene Ontology annotation, biological process: phosphorylation; phosphorelay signal transduction system. Lineage: Eukaryota; Fungi; Ascomycota; Sordariomycetes; Togniniales; Togniniaceae. The coding region runs from base 1 to 2292 and encodes 763 amino acids. The transcript has a single exon. The record is from RefSeq and is a predicted model, not a curated record. Gene Ontology annotation, molecular function: phosphorelay sensor kinase activity.